AUUCGGCAUUCAGUCUUACUUUAGCUUAGGUCCGCUUCAGUUCGUCGCCGUGUUUUUCUACUUCUCGUCUUAACGAAUUUCGGGUAAAAAAAAAAAACAAAAGUUUAGUUUCUGUUCAAACCCGACUUGGUCAUCAUAGCUCAUCCGCAAAUAUGAGGCGGACAAUUAGCUUUGCUUUUGUGUUUUUACAAAUUUUGUUACUCGUCAAUGCUACUGGAUUCUAUACCAUUGUAGCGCCCGGAACCAUUCAAUCCAAUUAUGAAUACGAUGUCAGUGUUACCCUGCACGACAGCCCUGAACCGGCAAAAAUUAAAGUGGGAAUAACGGGUAAAAAAUAUAAUAACACCCAAACCGUCAAUGUGGCCAGUGGUGAGACAAAAGUUGUACACUUCGACAUAACCCAGCUAGAAGAUGGUGACUAUAAACUGGAAACCGAGGGCGUUAAGGGUUUAACCUUUAAGAACUCCACUGAGUUGGUCUAUAAAAAUGAAGGACCCAAGGUCUAUAUACAAACGGACAAGGCCGUCUAUAAACCUGGUGAUUUGGUACAGUAUCGCAUUCUUGCACUCGAUGAAAAUACCAGACCCGCUAAGUUGCACGAACCCCUAAAUGUGGGCAUACGUGAUGGGGCCGGAAACCACAUCAAACAACUGAACGAUAUUCAAAUGACCAAGGGUGUAUAUGCCGGCGAAUUCCAACUAUCCGAACAACCUGUCUUGGGUAACUGGGUUUUGGACGUUACCGCUGGCAAGGAGAACAAAGCCAAGACAGAGAAAAAUUUCGAAGUGGCCAAAUAUGUUUUGCCCAAAUUUAGUGUGGAAAUUGAAACGGCCAAGGAUGUGGCCAUCUAUGAUGGUGUCAUCAAGAUUACAGUGCGGUCCAAAUACACCUAUGGCAAGCCUGUGAAGGGUAAGGCCACCGUUAGCAUUGCCUCUUCAUCUCGCACUCAGGCGGCGGAAAAGACCAUCGAUGUUGAUGGCAAAGGCCAUUUGGAAUUUGAUAUGGUCAAGGAUCUGAAAUUGGACAGAAGUCAGUUCGAUAGCAUGUCUCAAAAUCAAUUCCGCUACUACGGCUAUUUGCCACCGUUGGAAGUCUUGGCCGUCGUCACCGAAGGCUAUACGGGAAAUUCCCAGAAUAAGACUACCUCAAUUAAUUUGGAACCGUCCCGCUAUCGCAUCAAUGUCCCCCAAAAUGUUUACGAAUACGUUCCAAAGAAGCCAUUCGAAAUUAAGGCCUACGUUCAGAAGUUGGACGGCUCUCCGGUACGCGAUGCCAAGACAAAGGCCAAGUUGAGCAUCAAGAGACAAAGUUACUAUUGGAUGCCAGCUGAAGAAAAGAUCAAAGCCGAUUAUGUCUAUGAAUCGGAUGUAAAGGAUGAUGGUUCGGUCUUGUUCACGGUGACAAUUCCCGAUACGGGUUAUUAUGGUGAUGUUACCAUCCAGUAUGAGGAGAAAACUCAUUAUUUGCCGGGAAUACGUUCGAAAGAGGAGGAGAAGUCGUCGGACGACAAGAGCGGAGAGAAGAAGGAGGAGUCUUUUGGCCCCUUGAAAAUUGUCAAGAAAUCCGAAAGCUAUAAAUUGUCCGAUGAUGUUGAAUUUGAGGUUAAAUCCGAUGACCCAAUGCCCUAUUUCGUCUAUGUCAUUACGGGACGUGGUAAAAUUUUGGAACAGAAAUACGUUGCCUUAGAGGAUAAUGUAAAAUCGCAUAAGGUCUCGUUGAAGCCCACUUUCGAUAUGGUACCCAAUGCCAAAGUCUAUGCCUACUAUGUUAAAAAUGGCGAUUUGAAAUUCAAUGAAGCCACCAUUAAUUUUAGCGAUGAUUUUGAAAAUAAGAUCGAAAUUACGGCCCCGGAACAAGCCAAGCCCAGCGAGGAAGUAACGCUAAACAUUAAAGCUGAUCCAGAUUCUUUCAUUGGCCUCAUGGGUGUUGAUCAGAGUGUCUUGCUCUUGAAAGCCGGCAAUGAUUUAGACCCAAAGUCCAUAAAAUCCGAUUUGAAUUCGUAUGACACUCGAACUCCUUACAUUCGCGGCUGGGGUGAUUAUCCUGGCAAGGAAUCGGGUUUGGUCACUCUAACCAAUGCCAACUAUCCGUACAAUGAAGAUUUAAAACGCACUGGCGUAUCUUGGCGAGAACUUUCGUUUCGAGAUUUUAUUCGCCUUUGGUCACAAAGUUCUGACAUCACCACAUAUCGACGCUCCUCUGAAGUGGUUUCAUCCUACACCAAUCCUGGUCAUAGAUCACGUCAAAGUUACAAACUAAAAAUUCUUAAAGAUUCACAUAAAAGUAUGAAACCAAUAACAACAAUUCGUCGAGAUUUUAAUGAAAUAUGGAUAUUUAACAAGGCAACAACCACUGAUGCCUCGGGCAUGGCCAAACUUAGCAAAAAGAUUCCCGAUACUAUCACCUCUUGGGUGGUGACCGGCUUUGCCAUGAACGAAAAAACAGGCUUUGCCAUGGCUGAAAAUCCCACCAAAAUCAAGGUCUUCCAGCCUUUCUUUAUCAGCACCAACCUUCCCUAUUCGGUGAAGCGGGGCGAAGUCAUCUCCAUACCCAUUGUGGUGUUCAAUUACAUGGAAAAAUCGCUGGAUGCCGAAGUGACAAUGGAGAAUACCGAUGAGGAGUAUGACUUUACCGAGGCCACAAAUGACAUUGAGGAAUCGGUGUUGGAGGAGAAACAGAGAACUAAGAGUAUUACUGUACCCUCGAAUGGUGGUCAAACGGUGUCCUUUAUGAUACGACCCAACAAAGUGGGUGAUAUUACACUGAAAAUCAAGGCCAUCAGUGCCCUGGCCGGAGAUGCCAUACAUCAAAAGCUCAAGGUGGAACCGGAGGGUGUAACGCAUUACGAAAAUCAUGCCAUCUUUGUGAAUAUACCCGACAAGCAGGGAUCAGCCAAACAUGAACUCCAAGCUCCCAUUCCCAAGGAUGCGGUUCUGGAUUCGGAAUAUUUGGAAUUUUCAGCUGUGGGUGAUAUUCUGGGUCCCACCAUUAAAAACAUCGACAAACUGGUGCGCAUGCCUUAUGGCUGUGGCGAACAGAAUAUGGUGAAUUUUGUGCCAAAUAUUUUGGUUCUUUACUAUUUGGAUGCCAUUAAAAAGGAUAUGCCUCUGAUUGCCCAGAAGGCCAAAAGCUAUAUGGAAUCCGGCUAUCAAAGGGAAUUGACCUACAAACAUAAAAAUGGAGCCUACAGUGCCUUUGGCGAGGGUCGCAGUGAGGACAAUAGCUGGCUAACAGCCUAUGUGGCACGUUCAUUUAUACAGGCCCGUAAAUACAUAACCAUUGAUGCGGCGGUGAUUGAUCAGGCCCUGGAAUUCCUGGCCAAGACCCAGGCCGAAGAUGGCCAUUUUCCACAAAAGGGUAAACUUUUCCAUCCAGCCCAUCAAAAUGAUGUUGGAUUUACGGCCUUUGCUCUGCUGGCUUUCCUGGAGGAUACGGACUAUGCCUCGAAAUACAAACCCCAAAUCCAAAAAGCCCUGCAAUACCUUGCCGAUCACAUUGAAAAAGAGGAUAACAUUUAUGCCCUGGCAAUCGCUGGUGUGGUAUUGAACAAGGUUCAUCAUCCGGAUGCCUCGAAACUCUUGGAGAAACUGGAAAAAUCUUCAACAUUUGAGAAUGGCCUAAAAUGGUGGUCGAAUGCCAACAAGGAUCAUUCAAAUGACAUUGAGGUGACCUCCUACAUUCUACAGUCCUUGGUCGAGACGGAAGAAGCUGGAAAACUAUUACCCAUCGUACAAUGGUUGGUGGGUCAACGUAACAGUUUGGGUGGUUUCGAUUCCACACAGGACACCGUGGUCGGUCUACAGGCUCUGAUUAAAUUUGCCGAACGUUUCAUGGCCGUUGGCGGAGGUGAUGGCAAAAUGUCCAUUGCAUUCGAGGCCAAGGAUGGUGAGGGCCACGAGACCACUAAGGAUACGAUUGAGGUGGACAAGGAUAAUGCAUUGUUGUUGCAAACACAUGUGCUACCCAAAUCAUCACGUCAAGUCUCGAUGACAGCCACCGGUCAGGGUUCGUGUCUAGUUCAGUUGUCCUAUCGUUACAAUUUGGCCACAAGGGAUGACAAACCCAGUUUCGCCAUCAAACAUGAAUUGAAGGAAACCCCCACCUCGCAUCAGCUGCUCAUGAAUGUCUGUGCCGAAUAUCAGCCAGGCCCUGAGAGUCAACUCAAAGAAUCAAACAUGGCUGUUAUGGAAAUUUCUCUACCCUCCGGUUUCACGGCCGAUUCGGAUAGUUUCGAUAAGAUACGCAACGCCAAUCAAGUUCAGCGCGUUGAAACGAAAAAUUCCGAAACGGUAAUCAUUGUCUAUUUCGAAAGUUUGAAGGCAGCUGAACCGGUGUGUUUCGACGUCUUUGCCGAGAAGUCACAUGCCGUGGCCAAGCAAAAGCCGGCUGCCAUAACCGUCUACGACUACUACAAUACGGAGCAAAGGGCCACGGUCUACUAUGAGGUCAAGUCAUCGCUGUGUGAUAUCUGUGAAAAGGAUGAAUGCGGCCAGGGUUGUUCGAAAUAGAAAUGGUUAAGGCUGCUAAA
This is a messenger RNA of Musca domestica (house fly), 4528 nucleotides long. RefSeq names its product alpha-2-macroglobulin (gene Tep2). The coding region runs from base 153 to 4508 and encodes 1451 amino acids. NCBI's taxonomy places the organism in Eukaryota, Metazoa, Arthropoda, Insecta, Diptera, Muscidae. The record is from RefSeq and is a predicted model, not a curated record. The transcript is spliced from 8 exons. Gene Ontology annotation, molecular function: endopeptidase inhibitor activity. Gene Ontology annotation, cellular component: extracellular region.